AUGGUAUCCUCGGCGGCAACGACGACGAGGACAGAGAACUCCUUGGUCGGACUCCGACCUCUUCUAUUAUGUGUCCAGCGGAAUAGAGGUCGAAUUUUCCGACUCAUGCCACCAAACAACAGCGAUUGCAACAACAACAAGAUUCGUCGCAAGUCUGUUCGGCGCAGAACAGUGACAGAUCGCGACCAAUCGGCACAGGAGAAGAAAAGCAGAGUGGGGGUGACCCCAGUGAGUCGAACGACGAUGGCGAGUGGCGAUGACGAAUCAAAUCAGUUGAAAGAGAGAUCGCAGCCGGUCAACAGGUCUGGAAGGGAAGAUUUCGGUGCUGGGUAUGGGGGAGGAAGAAAGGCAUAA
Linum trigynum is the source of this 354-nucleotide messenger RNA. Lineage: Eukaryota; Viridiplantae; Streptophyta; Magnoliopsida; Malpighiales; Linaceae. The record is from the annotation of a GenBank genome assembly.